CGCGCGCGCGGACACACCAGACACCUGCUACAGCACAGCAGACACCCGGCUGGCGUUCCAUUCAUUUUCCCACCCGAUCCGCGCUUCUUAUACCACUUUUUUUUUUUGCACUGCAUGCAUUUGCAUAUUAGUGCAAUCUAUUGGUGAUAAAAGGAUGCUUUGACGUUCAGCACUGUUUUUGCGCUUUGUUGGUCUUCUUCUUCUUCAGUGGGAUGGAGGACAGCUCCGGAUUUAUAGCUCGCCACGUUUGAAAACAUUUUUGAUUGUAGGUGCGCAGCUGUAUACCUAGGCUACUGAUAGAAAAUCAUUUCAUGCAUAUGGACGCAAAAGAAGAAUCAUAUAGCUAAAUAAUAAAACAUAAACACACACACACACACACACACACACAAGGCGGAUUACACUUGGAAAUGAAAGCAGAUGCAUAUUCAAGAAGCACCGUGCGGUGUGUUUUUGUUACAGCAUCCUUAAUAAAACACCAAUAAUGUGGCAGUCGGAUUGAUCAAACGAGCCGCUGUUUGUACCGAUCAAAAUGAUCCUUUUCCGCAAAUUCCGCGUGUUGCUUCUCAUGGUCUUUCUCGUAGCGUGCACCAUGCACAUCAUGAUAGACUUGCUGCCCAGACUGGAGAAGAGAGCAGCUGGAGCGGACUCCGCAAACUCGGGCUGCUCCUGCGCGCACGAGCCGAGCGAGGCGCCUCGCGGCCGCAGUAAACAGCAGCAGCAGCAGCGCGUGAGGUCCGGAGCAGCUCCGGCGGAAGCCAGCUGGCCCAACAAGCACACACUGAGAAUCCUGCAAGAUUUCAGCCAAGAGCCCAGCUCGAACCUCAGCUCACAGUCUCUAGAGAAGGCGGCGGCUACCGGAGAAAAGACCCAUCCGCCCCGAGGAGUGAAGCAGCGCGCGGCGGACUCCGGGAGCCCGAGGAGUCUGAUGAAGGAGGCGGUGAACAGAAGCAGGCAGGCUAACAGAGGCGCCUCCAGACUCGCAACUCUCUACCAGCACCCGCUGUAUCAAAGCGAGCUGCCGCCGCUCACCGACGACGACACGCUGUUCAACGUCAAUACCGACAUCCGAUUUUAUUCCAAAGCCACCGGAAACCAAGAAUGGCACCAUGAGGGAAAUGAGGAAGAGGAGUACAACCCGACCGGAGAGGCCACUGCUGAGUCAUAUCCCAACUGGCUUCGCUUCCACAUUGGGAUUAACCGCUAUGAGCUCUACUCCAGACACAACCCUGUAGUGGAGGCUCUGCUCAAAGACCUGCAAGCCCAGAAGAUCACAAGCGUAGCUAUGAAGUCUGGCGGCACUCAGCUGAAACUCAUCAUGACAUUUCAGAAUUAUGGCCAAGCUCUCUUCAAGCCGAUGAAGCAAACCAGAGAGCAAGAGACCCCCCCAGACUUUUUCUACUUCUCUGACUUUGAGAGGCACAACGCCGAGAUUGCAGCAUUUCAUCUCGACAGAAUUCUGGAUUUCCGACGGGUUCCACCAGUGGCUGGCAGACUAGUAAAUAUGACACGAGAGAUUCGAGAUGUGACCCGAGACAAGAAGCUCUGGAGGACAUUCUUCAUCUCUCCAGCCAACAACAUUUGUUUCUAUGGUGAAUGCUCAUACUAUUGCUCCACUGAACACGCCCUGUGUGGCAAACCUGACCAGAUUGAGGGCUCACUGGCUGCCUUUCUGCCUGAUCUGGCCCUCGCCAAGCGCAAAACCUGGAGGAAUCCCUGGCGUCGCUCAUACCAUAAGCGCAAGAAAGCUGAGUGGGAAGUGGAUCCAGAUUACUGUGAUGAAGUAAAGCAGACUCCGCCCUAUGACCAUGGCACCCGUCUGUUGGAUAUCAUGGACAUGACCAUCUUUGACUUCCUCAUGGGCAACAUGGAUCGUCACCAUUAUGAGACAUUUGAGAAGUUUGGCAACGAUACAUUCAUCAUCCACCUGGACAAUGGCAGAGCAUUUGGAAAACACUCGCAUGAUGAAAUGUCAAUCUUGGUACCCUUGAGUCAAUGUUGCAGGGUAAGGAGGUCUACCUACCUGCGGCUUCAGCUGCUGGCUAAGGAGGAGUACAAGCUGAGCUCACUGAUGGAGGAGUCUCUUUUGCGUGACCACCUUUCUCCCAUACUCAUUAGGCCGCACCUGGAAGCUCUGGACCGGCGCCUGCGCCUGGCUCUAAACGUGCUGGCUGAAUGUGUGGAGAAGGAGGGCUACAGCACUGUAGUGGAGGAUGACAUGGAGCACCAUCAUACCUCUCGGGUGAGGUAGUGGAACCCGGACCUACACCAUGAGCCUCGGGCACGUCCUGCUUGAGACGCAUGUUUGAAUUCAGUGAAUUCCAAGAGACUCACCACCAAUGCCUCUGAACUGCCACUCCGUAUAUGGAUAUGUCUGGUACUUCUACAGAUGUCAGCCAGACGUGCUCCCACUUACCUUUGCUCCCCAUGUACUUUUUAAGACUUUAGACCAGAGGCAUGACGGAAAAGAGGUCCAUUUUCUUUUCUUUUGAUGCUACCCACAUGCACCAGGGAUUAUAUUUUAUGUUCAUUUGACUUUUUUUUUUACCUUUAAAGUCCAAGGCUAGUAUUGUAGCCAUGGUGGAAGCUGCAGCACAUAUUGUUUUGUUACACCCUGCUUUUUAUUACCUGGUUGGAUGUGCAAAAGUAAUUUAUUAAUUUUGCAUAUUUUCAUCAUUUCUGUAUAUUAUGAAAUGUAUAGUAGAACCAUAGAGAAACUUUUGACCAGUAAUACAGUGAUCACCUGUUUUGUAGCUUGAGAUUUACCUGCCUAUAAAAACCCAUUCCUUGAUCCGGCUAAUAUAACAGACUGGCAGACAAAUGGUUUCUCUAGAGCAGGUGCGUUUGAUAAGGUUUCGGACUAAAAUCUGUUCAAGGAACAGAGCUGAUGAUCACUGUAUUAGGCAGUGUGAGACUUAAUAAGAAGUGACAUUUAUUUACUACAGACCCUUAGCAUAGGACUUAUGUUUAUAGUUGCUGGUUUAUUUUCUAUGUAGCCAAUUGUGCUCUGUGUGUGAGAUAUUUUGCCUAAAGAUCCAUUUAAGCUUUAAGAGUAGUACUGCAGUGCAGUGCUCCUCCUGUGAGGACCCGUAUACGGCGCCUCUCCUCUCUGCGUGUGGCCUGAUUUGGUUUUCCUAAUUGCUUUCAGAAGCUUGCAUACAGUCGGUGCAUCUGCAAGUCGGACUCUGUGCAAUCCAGUGUUAAGUAUUUUUUUAUUCCAUGUCGUGAAUUCUGCACUUCCUCUCUCAUUAGAGUUAUUCAGCGCUGGAGUGAGCAUGUCAUUUAGGGUUAUUCAAAAGUGCACUCUUGGUAGGAACUUUGUGGAAGAGUGCAGAAUGACUCUAAUUGGUGUUUUUUUGUUUUGAAACUGCCUCCUGUCAGUGACACCAUGCUGAAUGCACCUGUUUCCCCUGCACGGGCGGCUUUGCCAUUCUCAGAUGCAACGCUGCCACGGCUUCUUCAUUCUGUGUCCUUUUCUGUGCCAUACAUGGGCAAGCUGAUCCCUUCUCACUGGCUGCACUCUUGGUUCUUUUUGCCAUAUAUUAAUUAGUAAGCAGAAUUCAUAAAUCUGCAUCAGUUUAUAUAAAGCCUUUGUGUUUUUGUAUGAUACAACAGAUUAUCUGUGUGCUAGGGUUGUUACUAGACAUUUUUCAGACUAAAGACUUUGUCAUAGUCAUUGCCAAUAUUUCAGUCUUUUUUCUUUCUUUUAGAAGA
Messenger RNA from Neoarius graeffei (lesser salmon catfish), 3711 nucleotides. RefSeq names its product FAM20C golgi associated secretory pathway kinase a (gene fam20ca). Gene Ontology annotation, cellular component: Golgi apparatus. Gene Ontology annotation, molecular function: protein serine/threonine kinase activity. The transcript has 10 exons. The record is from RefSeq and is a predicted model, not a curated record. Gene Ontology annotation, biological process: protein phosphorylation. Lineage: Eukaryota; Metazoa; Chordata; Actinopteri; Siluriformes; Ariidae. The coding region runs from base 530 to 2248 and encodes 572 amino acids.